GAAAAUUUAUUUGAAAUUAAUAAUUUAAAUUAAUUAUCCUUUUCUUUCGAAAACUAUAAAAAUGGGUCGAUGGUAUAAAUUGCAAGCAAUUUAAGGAGUGUAUGUUCAUAUCAUAGUUCUUACUUAGUAUUUUUUUCUUCUUCCCAAAUCAAAGGGAUUCACUUAUUUAUUCGCCUAAAAAUGAUGCAAAGAUUAUCAAAAAAUUAUGACUUAGUUCCCAAUUCUGAUCCAUUAUCAUUUCCGAAAUAUGAUUCAGCUGAUACGGUCAAAAUCAAGAAAAGUUGGAUGCCCUGGAAAAAGGAAAAGAGGGGGUAUAAAGAAUUGGAAGAUCUCAAAAAGGAGGUCGAAACGGACGAACAUAUAAUUCCGCUACAAGAAUUGUACAAACGUUUAGGGGCAGACCCCGAAAAAGGUCUAAGUACAGAGACCGCUAACUAUAUAUUAACCAGAGACGGACCUAACGCUUUAACUCCUCCAUCCCAAACCCCAGAAUGGGUAAAAUUCGCUAAGCAAUUAUUCGGAGGGUUCAAUGCACUUUUGUGGAUAGGGGCCAUUCUUUGCUUCCUGGCCUAUGGGAUCCAUUCUGCCAGAUAUAGAAAUGUUUCCAGGGAUAACUUAUAUUUGGGAGUUGCGCUAAUGAGCGUUGUCAUAAUUACUGGUAUAUUUUCGUAUUACCAAGAGUCCAAAAGUUCUCGUAUUAUGGAGUCCUUCGCUAAAAUGAUUCCGCAGCAUGCAAUGGUGUGGAGAAACGGUGUUAAGACGGAGCAUAAAGUUGAAGACUUGGUAGUUGGAGACAUCGUUGAUGUACAAUUUGGCGAUAGAGUGCCUGCUGAUUUACGCAUUAUAAAAUCACACUGUUUCAAGAUCGAUAAUUCAUCAUUAACUGGUGAGAGUGAGCCUCAAUCUCGUUCAUCUGAUACUACCAGCGAGAAUCCACUAGAAACAAAAAAUUUAGCAUUUUUUUCAACCAACGCAGUCGAAGGAACGUCAACAGGAGUUGUGAUACACACAGGUGAUAGGACCGUAAUGGGUAGGAUUGCAAAUCUUGCUGCAGGUCCUGAAUCAGGAAACACCCCGAUUAAUAAAGAAAUCAAACAUUUUAUUAACAUCAUAACUGUGGUCGCCGUAUUUUUGGGAUUCACUUUCUUAGUGAUCUCCCUCCUAAUGAGACACUACUGGUUAGACGGGGUCAUAUUUUUGAUAGGUAUCAUCGUGGCUAAUGUACCGGAGGGCUUGCCCGCUACAAUCACGGUAUGCCUAACUUUAACAUCUAAACGAAUGAACGCUAAAAAUUGUUUAGUCAAAAAUCUCGAGGCCGUUGAAACCCUAGGCUCAACGUCUACCAUAUGCUCAGAUAAAACUGGCACUUUGACCCAAAAUAGGAUGAGUGUAGCUCAUAUGUGGUAUGAUGACAAAGUUUGGGAAGUCGACACCUCCGAAAAUCAAGUGGUAAAGAAUCGAAACAAAAAUAAAACGUGGGAGGAACUUAUGCGAAUAGCCGCCUUGUGCAACAGGGCUUACUUCAAAGCUAACCAGGAUAAUGUGCCAAUUAUGAAAAGGGAAUUUAUAGGAGAUGCAUCUGAAUCGGCUUUGCUUAAGUGCGUUGAAUUGACAUAUGGGAACGUUGAAGAGCUGAGGAAAAUUUACAAAAAGCUUGUGGAAAUUCCUUUCAAUUCUAACAAUAAAUACCAAGUUUCAAUCCACGAAUCUCCUAACGAUCCUAGACAUUUGUUAGUAAUGAAGGGUGCUCCGGAGUGUAUUUUGAAGAGGUGCACCACCAUAUUGAUUGAUGGGAAAGAAGCACUAAUAACGGAUAAGGUAAGGGAAGAUUACAAUAUGGCCUACAUGGAACUGGGUGGGGUGGGCGAAAGAGUGCUGGGAUUUUGCGAUUUUUGGUUGCCGAUUGAUCAAUUUCCUAAAGGAUUUCCUUUCAACACUGACAAUGUAAAUUUUCCUCUUGAAGGUUUUAGAUUUGUAGGCCUCAUGGCUCUUAUAGACCCCCCUCGAGCUGCGGUUCCUGAUGCGGUAGCUAAAUGUCGCAGCGCUGGAAUCAGGGUUAUAAUGGUGACGGGAGACCACCCGAUAACGGCGAAAGCCAUAGCAAAACAAGUUGGUAUAAUAUCGGAAGACAGUGAUACUAUCGAAGAUAUAUCCGCUCGUUUGAAAAUUCCAGUGGGCGAAAUCAAUCCCCGCGAUGCUAAGGCUUGUGUGGUUCAUGGAGGAGAGCUGAAAAAUAUGAGCCCAAAAGAUUUGGAUGGAAUUUUGAAAUGGCAUCCCGAGCUUGUUUUUGCCCGCACAUCCCCACAACAAAAACUCAUAAUAGUGGAAGGGUGUCAGAGACAAGGAGCUAUAGUAGCUGUAACUGGGGAUGGAGUCAACGAUUCUCCUGCUCUCAAGAAAGCGGACAUAGGAGUUGCUAUGGGAAUAGCCGGAAGUGAUGUUAGUAAGCAAGCAGCCGAUAUGAUUUUACUGGAUGACAAUUUCGCUUCUAUAGUAACUGGGGUUGAAGAAGGCCGUUUGAUAUUUGAUAAUCUCAAAAAGUCUAUAGCUUAUACAUUGACGAGUAAAAUACCAGAGAUGAGUCCUUUCUUAUUUUACAUACUCCUCAACAUUCCUCUGCCCUUAGGAACCGUUACCAUUUUAUGCAUAGAUCUCGAAACUGACAUGGUACCUGCCAUAUCCCUAGCAUACGAAAAAUCUGAGAGCGAUAUCAUGAAAAGGAGACCACGUAAUCCAAAAUACGAUCAAUUAGUUAAUGAAAGAUUGAUAAGUGUCGCCUACGGUCAAGUAGGUAUGAUCCAAGCUUGUGCAGGGUUUUUCACUUAUUUUGUCAUUAUGGCCGAGAACGGGUUUUUACCCAGAAGACUAUUAGGCAUCCGAGUAGCUUGGGAUUCGGCAGGAGUCAAUAAUUUGGAGGAUUCUUAUGGCCAGGAAUGGACUUAUACGAUCAGAAAAAUUUUGGAACAUACGUGUCAUACAGCGUUUUUUGUAGCCAUAGUUAUUGUGCAAUGGGCGGAUUUAAUUAUUUGUAAAACUCGCAUGAAUUCGUUAAUCAAACAAGGAAUGACAAAUUGGGUGCUAAAUUUUGCCUUAGUAUUUGAAACAGCCGUGGCCGCCUUUUUAUGUUACAUGCCUGCGAUGGAUAAAGGGCUCGGAAUGUACCCUAUCAAAUUUUUCUGGUGGUUACCCGCCCUUCCUUUCAGUGCAUUAAUAUUAAUCUAUGACGAGGCUAGAAGAUAUAUGAUUAGACAUCAUCGGGGUGGAUGGCUUGAAAAAGAAACUUAUUACUGAUUACGAAAAAGGCAAAAUAAUCAUUUGCAAAUCUCAAAAUAAUUUUUUAAUUAUUUAGAAUUAUAUUAUAUUAUUUAAAGUAUAAAAAGAUUAUUUAUAUAUAUUAUUUAUUUUAAAUGUAAAUUUGGUUUGUUUAUUAAUAUUUUUUCUAUUGUGUAAUCUACCUUUUUUUGUGACGAUAUAUUUUAAUGAUUCAUUU
This is a messenger RNA of Gordionus sp. m RMFG-2023, 3490 nucleotides long. Its product is annotated as sodium/potassium-transporting ATPase subunit alpha-B-like. Gene Ontology annotation, molecular function: P-type sodium:potassium-exchanging transporter activity; ATP binding; ATP hydrolysis activity. The transcript has 22 exons. The coding region runs from base 181 to 3291 and encodes 1036 amino acids. Gene Ontology annotation, cellular component: plasma membrane. NCBI's taxonomy places the organism in Eukaryota, Metazoa, Nematomorpha, Gordioida, Chordodea, Parachordodidae. The record is from RefSeq and is a predicted model, not a curated record. Gene Ontology annotation, biological process: intracellular sodium ion homeostasis; potassium ion import across plasma membrane; proton transmembrane transport.